Lolium perenne is the source of this 2204-nucleotide messenger RNA. RefSeq names its product RNA polymerase II C-terminal domain phosphatase-like 4. Lineage: Eukaryota; Viridiplantae; Streptophyta; Magnoliopsida; Poales; Poaceae. Gene Ontology annotation, molecular function: RNA polymerase II CTD heptapeptide repeat phosphatase activity. The record is from RefSeq and is a predicted model, not a curated record. Gene Ontology annotation, cellular component: nucleus.
GGUUGGUUUUGGGACAAAGCACCUCGACUCACACAACUGGCGAGCCUCGAGGACAGGCGCCGCCGUCUUCCUCGGUCACGCGCCGCCGCCGCGCUUCUCCCGCCGUUCCUCCAAUCCCCCUGUCGCCGGCUCGCGUUGUUCCCGUCGCCUCCUCCCGUUCCUACACCGACAUCGGUGUGCCCGCUGGCGCGCCGUCCCCCUCCCGCCUUCGCCAGCGCCGCCGUCACAGCCCCGCUCUCCCGACCUCGUCCGGAACCCUAUAUCGCCCUAGGCCGUGUUUCCGCUGCCGAUUUGUUCGCUCCCCUCUCCGCGUCCUCCUCCAUGACCCUCGCGGCCGAGUCGCCGUCGCCUGCCCCGUCGUCCUCCAGCGGCAGCGACGAUUUCGCUGCGCUCCUGGACUCGGAGCUCGAGCUCGCCUCUGCCGUCGAUUCCGCCUCUCCCGACGACCCCGCCACAUCGCUCGCCAGCAGCGACGACGACGAAGAGGAAGAAGACGCGGUGGUCGAGGUAGAAGAUGCGGGACAGAGCAGUACUAAAAGGUGUAAAGUGGAGGUACAACACCAAGAUCGAGGAACAACGAUAAGGCCUGAUGAAGAUGCAAUUGAAGCUUCAUCUAAAGAUGCUCAAAUCAAGAUAUGUCCUCCACAUCCUGGAUUUUUUGGUGGACUUUGCUUUAGGUGUGGGAAAAAACAAGACGAGGAAGAUGUUCCAGGAGUUCCUUUUGGUUACGUCCACAAGGGUUUGAGGCUAGGUACUUCAGAAAUGGACAGACUACGUGGAUCUGAUUUGAAGAACUUGCUGCGUGAAAGAAAACUGAUACUUAUUUUAGACUUGGACCAUACACUGAUUAACUCGACAAAACUCCAUGAUAUUUCUGCUGCUGAAAAUAAACUGGGAAUUCAAAAUGCUGCAUCAAAAGAUGAUCCAAAUGGAAGCUUGUUCACAUUAGAAGGAAUGCAAAUGCUUACAAAGUUGAGACCCUUUGUGCGUAAAUUUUUAAAAGAAGCAAGCACUAUGUUUGAGAUGUAUAUAUACACCAUGGGUGACAAGGCUUACGCAAUUGAAAUAGCAAAGCUUCUUGAUCCUCGUAAUGUCUAUUUUGAUUCCAAAGUGAUUUCAAACUCUGACUGUACUCAGCGACACCAGAAAGGUCUUGAUAUGGUUCUGGGAGCUGAAAGUGUUGCAGUGAUUCUUGAUGACACUGAGUAUGUCUGGCAGAAGCAUAAAGAAAACCUGAUUCUGAUGGAGAGAUAUCAUUACUUUGCAUCAAGCUGUCGCCAAUUUGGUUUUAGCGUCAAAUCUCUGUCAGAGUCGAUGCAAGAUGAAAGGGGGAUUGAUGGUGCUUUGGCUACUAUUUUAGAUGUCCUGAAGCGUAUACACACAAUUUUCUUUGACUCGGCUGCUGAAACUGCUCUUUCUUCACGGGAUGUAAGACAGGUAAUCAAGGGGGUACGGCAGGAAGUACUGCAAGGCUGCAAAUUAGUCUUCAGCCGGGUGUUCCCAAAUCGUUCUGUGCCACAGGAUCAGUUUAUUUGGAAGAUGGCUGAGCAAUUGGGAGCCAUUUGCUGUGCAGAUGUGGAUUCGACUAUCACCCAUGUUGUUGCUGUGGAUGUUGGAACAGAUAAGUCCCGCUGGGCGGUUGCCAACGGCAAGUUCUUGGUCCAUCCCCGCUGGAUUGAAGCCUCAAAUUUCCGGUGGCACCGGCAGCCUGAGGAAGAUUUCCCUGUAAAGGUAAAGAAGAAGGAAAUGGAUAAAGAAAAUGAUGUUGCUGCUGCCACUACCGGUAAAGAAAAUGAUGCUGCUGCUGCUGCCGCCACCGCUAAAGAAAAUGACGUUGCUGCUGCCACUACCGGUAAAGAAAAUGAUGUUGCUGCUGCCACCACCGCUAAAGAAAAUGACGUUGCUGCGGCCACUGCUGGUCCAAAGGACUCUUAACGCAAUGGAUCAAGAAAAAAUCUUUCUAAGGCGAUACGUUUGUGAGCCGUGUUUCUGAUAUGUAUCAUAGGUACGCCACCAUCUUCGGUUCUUAGUCUCUAGAACAGAAAGGUCGGAAUUUUUUGACCUGGCCUUGCAGAUCCAUGGUGUUAGUUUGAUACAUGUGAAAUUUUGCGGAUGGUCUGAAGCUCAAUGAGCCUCCGGCCACACAAUUAAGUGACUAUCUAACGCCAGACUAAUCCAUUUUACACUGCAGUGUCUUUUCUUAA